CACGGAGUUCGGAAGACGGCUGAAGGGUUUUCUGUGUUGAUACGCAUUCAAUAUUAUACGACAGACAUAUUUUGUCAGACCUGGUGUGAAAGAGACGGAAGAAAAAGAAAGUUAUAGUGGUUAGUUGAACAAGUUUUGUUUUAAGAUUUAAAAAUGGGUGCCAGUGAAAGCAAGAUGACUGUGGCAUCAACACCAAAGCCAGAUCCGAGCCAGCGGCUGAAAGCACCGCGUGUAUCACAACUGGCGGACCCUCGUUCACCGUCCUGCGGUGUCGACCGCACACCUAUACAGGUGGGUGUGGCUUACUCGCCUCUUCCUGUAGUGGAGUCCGUUGCACCUGUAUUUGUUGACCCCCGCUCGCCCACAUCUGCUAUUGCCCGAACCCCAAUAAAGGUGAGUGUAACUUCUCUAGCCCGGCGGCUGAGCACCUUCUUUCUCAAUGACGUUAGGAAUGGGGAUUCAGCUGCAGCACCCCAUCGUCCUGUCUCUUUCAAAAAACACCCCAGCCUGCCCAGUGUGGAGAAGCAACUUGACACAUGUUCCAGAGAGCAUCUGCUUCCUCUGGUGAAAGACCACAACUCUGGCAUCCUCAAUGGACACACAGAUGCCUUGUCUACCCCUGAGGUCCUCUCUCCUUCAGAGGGCAACGGCUCCAUAUGCAGCAGCCCAUUUGUGCUGAUUGUGGACAGUCGGGUGGAGCUGGAGGUGGAUGCCGAGCCCCCGCUAGAAGAGGCGGAGGAGGCUCUGCUUCUUGGUGAUUCUCCUUUGAAAAAGGAACUCAGUUUGAGUCUUCUUGCAUGUCACGAAGGCAUUUAUUCAUCCUCUCUGGAGGAGCUUCCUUUCACUCCACUUCCUCCUGCUGAAAGGCAACCGAAUGAGGAACACUCCGAUGCUCAUGUCUCUGUGGUCCCACAAGCCGCAGAUUCCUCUACACCUGUUGUUGAAGCUGCCUUGACCUCUGAGGUGGAUGAUGUUUCCUCCUUGACAUCUGACGAGCAGGUCACUGUUGCAGUUCCAGAGCAGAUCCAUGAGCCGUUAGAGGUGACCAAACAUCCUACACCUCAGCCAGCUGUUGUCUCCAGCAAAUCUAGUCCAGUGCCCAACACCCAGGUUGAAACUGUCCAUACUGGCAUCCGCUGUCCAAAGUUCGACACCCGUAGCCCCAGUCAGGCUGUUUUUAAGCCCCAGUGGUUAGGCGUGGGGUUUGGAACCACUAGUGUCAGAGCCCGAGGGGUACAAGGGCAUGGAAAAAUAACUUUGUCUUCACCAUUGUCUAUCAAAAAAACUGCCACAAACGAGAAUAACAAUAUGGUUGCGCGCACCAAACAGAGGCAGAGAGUUCUGAUUGGUGAGGGCAGAUCCCCUCUGCAGAUUCUGAAGGAGGCAAAUUCGUCCAGGGACUGCAACGCCCAGGUCAAGAUAAAAGUGUCCACCCCAGAAAAACAGAGGUUCAGCCAGAUGGACAGAAAGGCUUUGAUUCUCUCACUGGACAAGGAGAAUGAGUGAGACAAACUGAAUGAAAAUGAAACCUUUUACUCAACACUAUGUAUAUAAAAAUGUUCAGGUCUUAAAUUGGAUAAUGAUUUUUCAAAUUGUUUUG
Messenger RNA from Xyrauchen texanus (razorback sucker), 1600 nucleotides. RefSeq lists its product as uncharacterized. Bases 154 to 1506 code for a protein of 450 amino acids. The transcript is spliced from 7 exons. Lineage: Eukaryota; Metazoa; Chordata; Actinopteri; Cypriniformes; Catostomidae. The record is from RefSeq and is a predicted model, not a curated record.